Molecule: messenger RNA, 4561 nt
Organism: Pomacea canaliculata
Lineage: Eukaryota; Metazoa; Mollusca; Gastropoda; Architaenioglossa; Ampullariidae
Product: nose resistant to fluoxetine protein 6-like
Exons: 16
Coding region: 218-2476 (752 amino acids)
Molecular function (GO): acyltransferase activity, transferring groups other than amino-acyl groups
Source: RefSeq, a predicted model, not a curated record
GGGCUUAUCUAAGUCGUGUACCUGUUACAUCGUGUAGGUGCACAGGAAAUAUUUCGAUUGCACCACCCGUUUAGGUAAUGUGAAAGUUGCAGAGGUGUCACGUGUAGGGUAUUUUUUUAAGUCUGAAGACACCUGUCACCACUGAUGUAGGCGUGGGAGACAACAAGACUAAAGAACUUUACUGACACUUGAGAGAGGUUUUUCAUUGCCAUCAAGUAUGAAAAAAAUGUUGGAGACAAUAAGGUCAUCACUGCUCGUUACACUCAUCUGCCUGCUCUGCAGUUCCUCACCAACUGCUGGACAGCUAAGCCGCCCUUACCUUGACAGAUUUGCCAUUCUUGCAAACACAGUCCUGCAGUCUCAGUCCAACAAGGGAGCAAGUGGUCCAGCUGCCCAAGUCCUUGGAAUGAUUGAGGCUUUUCAAAAGCUGCCAGCAGAUGUAGUUCAGCAGGCCAUUUUACAGACUGUCAGUUCACAGCAAAGAAAUCUCUUGGCAGCAAAUGUAGAUGCAAGUGAAAAUUAUGAACUUUGCUUGAAUCAUACCAUGGAGAUUAUUAGUGGAGUGAGAGCCCGUCAGGCUUGGGCUACUCAGAUGAUUGAUGCCAUGGGGAAACCACUCCCAGGUAUCACUGAAGGCAAUUUAAUCUGGCCGGGUGCUUAUGAACAGUGCUUAAAAGUUCAGGCCUUUAUAAAUGCCUCCAGUGGUAGCAAUGAAACUGCCCCUCUUUUUUCUGGACGAUACUGCACAGCUACUGCGAUGCUGUCCUCAGUGGUGGGAGCCUCGCCGCUGACAGCAACACUCUCCAUUGGUCUAUGUAUGCCAGAUUCAUGUUCCAGUGAGAGCGUAACACUCAUACUCACCGAAGUUGUUGCUGUUUUGAAUAUUUCCCUACCUAAUUCACCAAGUGCAUUAUGCCAGGACCCAGGCUGGAAACCUCUGGAAACAAAAACCAUUGUUGCAAUUGUGGUCUGUAGUUGCAUCUUGUUUCUGAUGAUUGCUGGGACAGCAGCUGACAUUCUUUAUAUCCAGAUGCCCAAGUGGAGGCUGAAGAAGGUGUCUAGUGUGUCUGCCAACAGCUUCAUCACCAGUUUCAAUGGCUAUGUAUCUAAAGCAGAUGAGCGUCACCCACUUCUAGAAAAGCCAGACGUAACUGCAGUAGAGAUCCCAGAACCAGGUAUAUGCAUUAAGCUGCUUGCAACUUUCUCAGUCUACACAAAUGGAGCAAAGAUGCUAUCCACUGAACAGGCAUCUGGCAGUCUCACCUGUAUCCAUGGCAUCCGCUUCUUCAGCAUGACCUGGGUGGUCUUGGGUCAUGCCCUAACCUCUAAUAUGGGCCAAGGAGAGAAUCUUACUUCUUACUUCAGUGAUAUUCUAGGAAGAUGGACUUAUCAAGCCAUUUGUAAUGCCUUUGUAUCUGUGGAUUCUUUCUUUUUGCUAAGUGGUCUUCUGGUUGCCUAUCUGUCUCUAAAAGAGAUGAAGAAAAACAAUGGAAAGAUUAACUGGUUCCUCUUUUAUUUUCACCGAUUCUGGCGGUUGACCCCAGCUCUCAUGCUGGUCAUCAUGGUGUACACGUGUUUUUACCCCUACAUGGGGUCUGGCCCCUUUUGGACUAACCAAUCUGCAGACAGUGAUAACUGCGAAGACAACUGGUGGACAAACCUCUUAUAUGUCAAUAACCUUGUGAAUGAAGAUAAAAUGUGUCUAGGGGUUUCCUGGUAUCUGGCCAAUGACAUGCAGUUUUACAUCUUAAGUCCUCUUAUCUUUGUCCCAUUUUACUACAAACCCCUACUUGGUGCAGUGUCAGCAGGAUUAUUUCUGAUAGCAACCACAGUUACACCUGCUGUUCUGACAGUCAUAAAGCAUUUUCCGCCUAGCUUCUUGGUACAGUUAAAUGUAGAUGAAGCCAACACAACGGAUUAUAUGAUUCAUUAUUACAUCAAGCCAUGGAACCGCAUGGGACCUUACAUUGUGGGACUUCUGGCAGGUUACUUCUUGUACCGCUGUAACUGCACUCUUCGACUUAACAAGGUUGUCAACUUAACCAUUUGGGCAGUUGCUGCAGCUUCUGCCUGUGCAGUGGUGUAUGGUCUGUAUGAUGCCAGUGAUAAUCAAGGAACAAUGGAAUUAGCCACUUCAGCUUUUUACAAUGCUGUUCACAGAACAGUGUGGGGAGCAUGUCUUGCCUGGGUUAUUAUUGCAUGUGUCACUGGAAAUGGAGGUUUUGUCAACUCCUUACUGUCAUGGUCAGCCUUUGUACCACUUAGUCGUCUGACUUACUGCAUCUACCUGGUCCACAUUGAGAUAUUGGCAAUAUAUGCAUUGAACGCACAGUCGGUUUUUUAUUUUAAUGAUGUUAAUUUGGUGAUGUUCUUCCUAGCCAUGCUGGUUGUGUCUUAUGUGGUUGGCUUUGUAGUGUCCCUAGCCUUUGAGGCACCCAUGCUGGGUCUGGAAAAAAUUCUCAUACGUCGAAAAUAAUCAGUCACCAUUGUGAUUUCCAUAAUCAUGACAUGCAAAUUGAAGCUUACCAAGCUCACAUUUGAUGUCAAAUCCACCACAGCUUUUAUUGGUGUUUUAAUUUGUUUAGAUAAGUAAUGGUAUAUAUAUAUUUCAGCCAAUACAUUUUUGUAAUUUUUCCCUUUAUAUGCACAUUUAGUACAUCAGCAUUGUUGACAUGGCUAUUGCCAUAACAGAUGCUGAACAUUGCCUGCAAAUCUUGGGUGUGAGAAAUUUGUUUUUAAUUGUUGUCCUAGUCUUGUUAAAAAUCAUUCCAAAGAAACUGUUAUAAUGGUAUUUUUUAUUUAUAUAUUACGGCAUUUAAGAACAAAUGUGAGCAAAUCAGGAAACAUGUACAUAUACAUCAUAACAGCUUUAAAAAUCGAGAGCUUAUGCUGCAAAUUAUGAAUAUUAUAUAUUUUCUUUUUGCAAAAUCUGUUCAUGACAUAUUUGAACAUGCACCUUCUACUUACUAUCAUCUCUUUUCAAUAGCAUAUACAUGAACAUAAUUUUUUGUAGCAAAAGUAUGAAUGUAUGUGAAAGUCUAUUCUUUUUAAAGGUAUAUUUUUAAGAGAUACUUUAUAUUGCUGAUUGAAUCUUAUUUACUUUAAAGAAGUAAACGCAAAAAAGCAGGAAAUGCAAAUAUAGUUAGGCGUGUGAUUGUGUCAUGUGUGAGACAGUAUCAGAAGUUAUUUUUUUUCAGUAUGCUGACAAAAACUUUGAUAAAGAGACUUAAGUUUUUUUAUUUUUUUAAAUUUAUAAAAUGUAUGUCGAGACAAUUUUGUAAUCAACACAUAAUAUGGUGAGGUAAAUUAAUGUGAUACAAUCACAGCCUGUGAAAAUAUACUUGUAUUAUAGUUUAUUAUGCCUCAAUGACAAUCAUUCAUGACAAAAUGGCUGAAUAAUUUUUUAAGUAAAUGAAUGUUGUGAUAUGGAUUUGCAUCUCACUUUGCAUCCAGUUAUUCAGUCAGAUUUUUUUUAAAGUUUGAAAGUUCAGUCGUUUUAUGUAUAUAUAAUUGAGACAUUGUUGACAAGCAAUAGUUUAAAAUAGUUUAAUAUAUAAUAAAAUAUAAUAUUUUCAUUUUGUUUGGUGGUUGUAUUUUAACAGCUGUGCUUAUACUCGUACUCUCUACUUACACAAUAAGCGUAUCCCAGUUCUACUUAUACCAAAGCUUUUUUAAAGUUAGUUACAUUAGGAGAGCUUGACUUAAUUUGUAGUGUGCACUGAUACCUUGAAACAGUUCAAGGCUCUGGGGUGUGUCUGAAAGUCAUUUGAAAGUAGUGGGUUUCAAGUUGCUUAGAUAAAAGGCAGCAUAUAGUGGAUGGGAAAGGAGUGAAUGUUCCAGUAAAAGGGCCUGGGUUAUGUCUACUUCCCGGCACACAAGCUCCUUUUUAAAGUAUGCAAGGGCUAUAGGAUGUAUAAAAAAAAACAUGCAAACUUAAUUAUCUUUACAAAGCCUCAUGACGAUGUGGUUGUAGGUCAAAUACAAAGUAAAAUCAAACAGCAUAUGUUUUAGCAUUCUCACGAGAUGUUUGCAGUUGCUCAGAAAAGUGAGAUUUUUAACGAUCCAUGCAGUGGGUUUUAAGUUUAAAGUUCAAACUACCUUUAUACCCUUUCCUUUUUUCAGUCAUCUCGAUCCCUGCUUCAUUUACUCCAUUCAAGAUUUGUAAGUCAUCCAACGUGUUCCCUUCUCCCUCCCAAAAAAUGUCUUCUCUCUCUUUCCAAACCCUUUGAUUAUAUACCUAGAUACAGAUCGAUCGAGGCUUAAUUCCUACCCAGCUUAAUAUAUGAUAUAUGUAUACUUGUACCGACGAAAUGAUAUAUAUAUACUUGUACCGACGAAGCAAACAUGUACCACAUGUUGCAAGUCCUCAAGCCAACUAGGAAAAAACCUGUCAAUUCAAAUAUCAAUCACCGUGUUUGUACAUAUAAUUUAUAUAUAUGUUUUUAUUAACUUGUUUUGAAUUAAUGUAAUAUAAUUUUAUUUCUGCUAUAUUGAGUCCAAGGGCUAGAUAUAAAAAAGUAUUAACUUGUUUAUUGUUACCUUUGUAAAUAAAGAUUUGUCA